UAAAACAUAUAACUUAUUCAGUUAUAAAUGAAUAUGAAAGUAUAAAAUAAAAUGUAUCCAUAUCUCUUCCAAAAAUUGUUUUUAUUGCUGCCACUUGCAUAUCAGCCUCCAAUAAAUGAAGAUGGUAGCCUACCCAAUGCAGACUGGAACUUUGUCCAAAACGGUGCAGAUUGGGAAGGCACAUGCGCGACGGGCCUCAGACAGACACCUAUUAAACUAUCAGUGGAUAGUUCACUCAUCGUUCCGCUACCACGAAUUUUCUUUGGAAAUUAUGACGAAAGGCUCAAUAGUCCGCUGACAUUGAUUAACAAAGGAUACACGGUUGAAAUGGCCAUACCGGCAACAAGCAAUGGAAGGAAGCCUUUCAUUACAGGAGGGCUACUCAAGGGGCAAUAUGUAGCCGAUGGCGUCCAUUUCCAUUGGGGAUCGCCUGUAUCACGUGGAGCUGAGCAUUUGAUAGAUAGGACACGCCAUGAUGUGGAAAUGCAUAUUGUGCAUCGAAAUGUGCGCUAUAUGAACAUCGCUGAAGCUGUAAAUCACGACGAUGGCAUAGCGGUACUGGGAAUUAUGUUUAAGAUAGUCAAAAAUCCAGAUCGCGUGUAUCCUGGCCUAAAAAAAAUAUUUACUGCACUCCCAAACGUAGUCGAAUAUCAUAGCGAGGCUGAGCUGCUCGAGUCUCUUACCCUCGGCCAGUUAUUGGGUGAUUUGAAUACGCGCGAAUUUUACACCUACAAGGGUUCGUUGACCACGCCUGGUUGCAACGAGGCUGUUAUUUGGACGGUGUUUGUUCGGCCUUUGCCCAUACCGUUUUCAGAUAUACAUAAAUUAUGGCAUCUUCAAGACUCAAAUGGAAAUCCUAUACGAAAUAACUAUCGCGAACUUCAACCGCGCAACAAUCGUCCUGUUUUCUACCGCACCAAUAAAGGUAUGAGUGACUUCUAACCUGGCUAGUAAAGUCAGACCAUAGAUUGUUAUUAUAUAAGUUUGUUUUUCUAUUUAUGUGCAACCACAAACUGGCCGGCAUUUUUGAUUUACGAAAAAUACUUUUUUUCUG
Messenger RNA from Drosophila montana, 1054 nucleotides. It is a transcript of the gene CAH6, whose product is annotated as Carbonic anhydrase 6. Lineage: Eukaryota; Metazoa; Arthropoda; Insecta; Diptera; Drosophilidae. The record is from RefSeq and is a predicted model, not a curated record. Gene Ontology annotation, molecular function: carbonate dehydratase activity; zinc ion binding. Gene Ontology annotation, cellular component: plasma membrane. The coding region runs from base 52 to 942 and encodes 296 amino acids. The transcript has 5 exons. Gene Ontology annotation, biological process: one-carbon metabolic process.